CCCCUCGACAUCCGUAUACCCACCACCAGCACCGCCCAUCCCCCCACCACCAAACCUCACACCCUCUACCACCUCAUCCUCACCUCCCCCCUCCGCACUACCGAGCUCCAAAAGCGCUACUCCGACUUCCUCGCCCUCCACGCCGCCCUCACCGCCUCCACCGCCACCCCCCCACCCGCCCCCCUCCCCCCCAAAUCCUGGCUCACCCGCACCAUCGCCUCCCCAUCCCUCACCGAAACUCGCCGUCAGCGCCUUGAGGCUUACCUCCGCGCCAUCGAAGCCGACAUAGACCCCCGCUGGCGGAACACCCCUGCUUGGCGCACGUUUCUGGGGUUGCCCGCGGGCGCCGCGGCGGCAGGUGGAGGGGCGUUCGGGGAGGACGGGGUGAAAGCGCGGGGUGGGCUCAUCGGAGUGUUAGGAGCGAUCGCGUCGCCGGGGGCGUGGCUAGAUGCGCAUGCGGAGUUGAAGACGCAGCUGCAGCAGGCGCGGUUGCAGUUAGCGAAACGGGACCAGAGCAGUACGUCGUUGGGGAGUGGGGGAGAGGGGGGGCGGGAUGUACAGGGGAAGCGGGAGGCGAGUGCGAAUGCGAAGAAGGGGCUGGUGAGGGCGGGAACGUUGAUUGCGCGGUUGGAGGAGGGGUUGGGGCGGUUGGAGGGGAAGGGGGAGUUGGGGAGGGGGGAGGUGCGGAGGCGGAGGGAUCUGUUGGGGGUGGCGAGGAUGGAGAGGGAGGGUUUGGAGGGGGUGUUGAAUGCGUGGUCGGCGAGUCGGGUAGGGAAGGAGGAGGAGAGCGCGGGUGAUAAGAAGGGGGAGCUGAUGGGCGGGGCGGGGGGCAGGGGGAGGAGAGUGUUGGGGGCGCCGUUGAAGGAGACGGAGCGGUCGAGGGAGUUGGAUAAUCAAGGGGUGUUGCAGUUGCAGCAGCGGAUCAUGAAGGAGCAGGACCAGGAUGUGGAGUCGAUGACGGGCGUGGUGAGGCGGAUCAAGGAGAUGGGGAUCGCCAUCAAUGAGGAGUUGGUGUCUCAAAUGGACUUGGUCAACAUCUUGGACCAGGAUGUAGAUCGG
Messenger RNA from Eremomyces bilateralis CBS 781.70, 1059 nucleotides. RefSeq lists its product as uncharacterized. Gene Ontology annotation, molecular function: phosphatidylinositol binding. The record is from RefSeq and is a predicted model, not a curated record. Lineage: Eukaryota; Fungi; Ascomycota; Dothideomycetes; Eremomycetales; Eremomycetaceae. The annotation marks the transcript as partial. The transcript has a single exon.